AUGAAGUGGACAUUAUUGUUCACGGCGGCCAUUGCGGCCGAGGUCUCUGCCCUGAGCUUUCCAGCUGACCACCCGCCCGUCGCAUGGAAGCCCGCUGGUCCCAAUGACAUGCGGUCUCCAUGUCCUAUGCUCAAUGCCUUGGCGAACCAUGGCCAUCUGCCCCACGAUGGCAAGGACAUCUCAAAAGAGCAAACCAUCAAUGCCUUUGGAUCAGUCCUGAACAUCGACAAAGAAUUUGCCGAGGCCCUCUUCGCGAACGGGAUGACGGCAAACCCCAAAGAAAAUGCAACUACCUUCUCCCUGGACGAUCUCAAUCGCCAUAAUGUGCUGGAGCACGAUGCCAGUCUGAGCCGCCAAGAUUUCUACUUCGGCGACGAUCACCGAUUUAACCGAGAGGUCUUCGAUGAAACACGCUCCUACUGGACAGGCUCGUUCAUCGAUAUCCAGUCGGCAGCCAGAGCUCAUGUGGCCAGAGUGAAUACAUCCAACACGACAAAUCCGACCUUCGCCUUGUCUGAUGCUGCAAUGACGACCGCCCUAGGCGAGUCGGGAUUCUGUAUCGUGGUACUUGGUGACAAAACCGCGGGUACAGUGCAGAAGAAUUGGGUCGAGUACCUUUUUGAAAACGAGCGACUUCCUUACGCAAUUGGAUGGACGAAAGCCCAGAAUAGCAUCUCGUACUCCGAUUUUAAUGACAUGACCUCACGGAUAAAGAGCGCCUCGGAAAGCUCUGAGUUGGCAGAGCAGAGCUGCAAGACUCUUGAUGACUAUGGCUUGCAAUUAUAUUUGAUCUAG
This is a messenger RNA of Penicillium argentinense, 795 nucleotides long. Its product is annotated as peroxidase family protein. Gene Ontology annotation, molecular function: peroxidase activity. Bases 1 to 795 code for a protein of 264 amino acids. The transcript has 5 exons. The record is from RefSeq and is a predicted model, not a curated record. NCBI's taxonomy places the organism in Eukaryota, Fungi, Ascomycota, Eurotiomycetes, Eurotiales, Aspergillaceae.